CACUUUAAACAAGUUUUUGUUCGUUGAGAUAAGUAGAGGCAGAGACACCUUUCUUUGCAACGCAAACGCAACUAGCAACGCUUUGAUUUCAGCCUCAUCCACAGCGAGUAAGAAAGGAAGAAAGUAGGUAGUGGAUAUUGAUAGAAACAAAUGAGAUCUGAAGCCUUCCAAACAGCUAACAUUUAUCGCCUUCUUCUCAAGGCGGUCAAGAAACAUAUUGAGAAGGAAGAGAACAAGAAACAUUUUAUAGAAUUUGUAACCUCAGAGUUCCGUAACAACCGAAAUUUGUCUGACAAUGUGGCUAUCCAACAGAAAAUAAAGCUUGCUCGUGAUUAUACUUUUCUUCUUAACAGUGUACACCAUCACAAGGAUUUACUUUUUUCGUACAAUAUUGCCGUGGAUAGGUCAGAUGAAGUAAAAAGGACUCUUGGAAAAUCUGCUUCUAGUGUUGGUCUUCAGCUUCCUGAGGUUUAUCAGCCAUAAUGAUUGUUAGUGUUAAUUUUUGCAUGCACGGAACAUGCCUUUGUACUACACUGUAGAUUUUGGUGGGGUGACUGUUUCUUCUGAAUGAAAAAAAAAAUGGUUUCAUAGCUUUUUAUCCAGAACAAAAAAUCUUAACGAAGAAAAAGAGGAAUGGGAUUCAGUGCUGAUGAAUAAAUUAUAUCAAAUUAUAUCAUUCACUCAUUA
This is a messenger RNA of Glycine soja, 687 nucleotides long. RefSeq lists its product as uncharacterized. Bases 151 to 483 code for a protein of 110 amino acids. NCBI's taxonomy places the organism in Eukaryota, Viridiplantae, Streptophyta, Magnoliopsida, Fabales, Fabaceae. The record is from RefSeq and is a predicted model, not a curated record. The transcript is spliced from 3 exons.